AGAAGCGAGCCGCGGAGUGGGGACGGUCCGGCGCCGGAGACAAAGGGCGCACGGGAAGGAGCCGGGCGCCCGCGCUCACUUCGGGGGCCGGAGCCGGGGGCGCAGGGGCGGCCAAGGAGGCAGGUGCGGGCCCCGGGAUGCGGACGCCGGUGGUGAUGACGCUGGGCAUGGUGCUCGCGCCCUGCGGGCUGCUGCUCAACCUGACGGCCACGCUGGCGCCCGGCUGGAGGCUGGUGAAGGGCUUCCUCAACCAGCCCGUGGACUUGGAGCUGUACCAGGGCCUGUGGGACAUAUGCCGCGAGCAGACCAGCCGCGAGCGCCAGUGUGGCCAGCCCGACGUGUGGGGCUACUUCGAGGCCGAGCUCGUGCUCGUGGCGCGGGGACUCAUGGUCACGUCGCUGGCCGCCACGGCCCUGGGGCUGCUGCUGGCGUCGCUCGGCGUGCGCUGCUGGCAGGAGCGGCCGCGCUUCGCGCUGGCCGGCCUCUCGGGCGUGGUGCUCUUCGCCGCCGGCCUCCUCAGCCUCAUCCCGGUCUCCUGGUACAACCACUUCUUGGAGGACCGCACCGUCCUACCCGCCGACGCCAGCCCGGUCACGGUGCACGUCAGCUACAGCCUGGUGCUGGGCUACCUGGGCAGCUGCCUGCUGCUGCUGGGCGGCUUCUCGCUGGCGCUCAGCUUCGCGCCCUGGUGCGAGGAGCGCUGCCGCGGCUGCCGCAAGGCGCCCCCUGGCAGCCCGCGCCGCGGCAGCAUCAGCACCGUGCACGUCGACUGGCCAGAGCCCGCGCUCGCGCCCGCCAUCAAGUACUACAGCGACGGCCAGCACCUGCCGCGGCCCGCCGACCUCGGCGCCGCCCGCAAGCCCAGGGUCGGCUUCCCCAUGCCGCGGCCUCGGCCCAGCGCCUACACCAACCCGGUGGACGUGCUCCGCGGGGAGAGGGCCGACACCCCCGACGCCUCCUUGCCGAGCACCGGGUGCUGCCAAGGCUCGCUGCCCUGCGACUCCGACCUGUAGAUGGCGGCCCCCCUACCUGCUCUGGCCAGGCUCUGCCCGGACAGAGGACUCGCUCCACCACGUCCAGCCUUGAACUUGUCUGUUACCUUGUAGCCGGAAACACCUGGCUCAGAGUCUGAACCCGGACACGUUCCUGUAACCGGUUUGGAGGGUGAUGUUCCUUUCUUGUGGCCAAACUAGACUCCUUGCACAAUUAGUUCAGGGUUUGUUUGGUUUUCUUUUUGUAGAGUUUAGUCUUCCUCUCCGAGGGAUCAGGGUCCUCAUAUGGAGUGACGCGUUUUUCAUACUUUAAGCUGAAGGAGAUAUAGAAAGGGUGCUUUUGUCUCGUGUUGACGUGGGACAAUAAAACGUCAAAAUCAGCAAACAGAGGCCCCAAAACCCUGUUUUAACACCUGGAAAUACCAGUCAACCUUACAUCAAUAUAAUUUUUUUUCUGCUGUAUAUAAUUUAUUCUUAUGCAAAUUCUCAAGAGACCAAUACACUGGCUAUGUUUGAACGAAGCUCUUAAAAUAAAUGUAGAGCCAUGCAAA
Messenger RNA from Prionailurus viverrinus (fishing cat), 1543 nucleotides. RefSeq names its product claudin 23 (gene CLDN23). The record is from RefSeq and is a predicted model, not a curated record. The coding region runs from base 138 to 1013 and encodes 291 amino acids. Lineage: Eukaryota; Metazoa; Chordata; Mammalia; Carnivora; Felidae. The transcript has a single exon. Gene Ontology annotation, cellular component: bicellular tight junction; plasma membrane. Gene Ontology annotation, biological process: cell adhesion; bicellular tight junction assembly. Gene Ontology annotation, molecular function: structural molecule activity.